AUGUCACCCAUCGGAAUCCUUGGGGGACUCUUCCUUCUCUUAGCUAUUUACUGUGGAGUUGACCCUUUUAAGCACAGCCCAAUUUCCGACUUCCCGGACUUCGAGGCCUACAAGGUGGACAUGGCUCCAUGGUCCGAUGUGCCAGUGGAAAGGGACAGUGAAAAUCUUUUACAAAAGUCGGAAAUUAAGUUUCUGAACCAGGUCCAAGGGCCCGAAAGCAUGGUCUUUGAUCCUCAAGGCCGUGGACCUUACACCGGGGUUGCUGAUGGUAGGAUUGUGUUCUGGAAUGGUGAGAAAUGGACUGAUUUCGCGUAUACUUCAGCCAAUCGCAAAUGCCCUGGUGAUCUCAGAAGGUGGAAGCUUGAAAAUCUCGGCAGCCACCAACCUGGGUCAGAAAUUUGUGCCCCGAAACCAUCUGCUUUGAGUUACUUGAAAAAUGAGCACAUAUGUGGCAGGCCUUUGGGACUUCGAUUUGAAAAGAAAACAGGUGAUUUGUACAUUGCAGAUGCUUAUUUUGGGUUGAUGAAGGUUGGGUCUGAAGGUGGAUUAGCAACAUCAUUGGCAACUGAAGCUGAAGGGGUGCCUCUGAGGUUCACCAACGACCUGGAUAUCGAUGAAGAAGGGAAUAUAUACUUUACAGAUAGCAGCACCAAAUAUCAAAGGAGGAAUUUUAUGCAGUUAGUUUUCGCCGCAGAAGACAGUGGGAGGGUCCUGAAAUAUAAUCCAAAUACAAAAGAAACCACAGUCCUUGUUCGGGGUCUCCAAUUUUCUAAUGGUGUGUCACUUAGCAAGGAUGGUUCAUUCUUUGUGUUCUGUGAAGGAUCCAUUGGCAGGUGA
Messenger RNA from Ilex paraguariensis (yerba mate), 837 nucleotides. NCBI's taxonomy places the organism in Eukaryota, Viridiplantae, Streptophyta, Magnoliopsida, Aquifoliales, Aquifoliaceae. The record is from the annotation of a GenBank genome assembly.